AUGUGACAAAGUUAACAAAAGGGAUAGUCAGUGUUCAUGUUACAGGCAGUUACCAAGCUGAAAUACGCAGACAUUUUUAAACAGCAAGAUGUUUUUAUCUUGGGAAACAUGGACUUUAGUUAUUGCUGGUCUAAUUCUGCUUUAUAUAUAUGAGACGUGGCCAUAUGGAGUAUUUAAAAAUUUGGGCAUUCCAGGACCUAGGCCACUGCCUUUUCUUGGGACAGUUAUUCAUUACAGGAAAGGUUUUUUCAACUUUGAUCUGGAGUGCAUGCAGAAAUAUGGCAAAAUGUGGGGUGUUUUUGAUGGAAGAAAGCCUGUACUUGGUACUGUGGACACAACACUUCUUAAAACUGUGUUGGUUAGGGAAUGCCUAUCCACAUUCACCAAUCGACGGACCUUUGGAAAGUCUGGAAUCUUGGAUAAUGCCAUUACAACUGCUGAAGAUGACCACUGGAAGAGAAUUCGAAGUGUUCUGUCACCAACAUUCACCAGUGGAAGACUGAAAGAGAUGUUUCCGAUCAUAAAACAUUAUGCAGACAACCUCUUAAGAAACAUUCAAAAAAAGGCGGAAGCCAAUGAGCCUGUUCAAAUGAAAGAGAUUUUUGGAGCCUACAGUAUGGAUGUGGUCGCCAGUACCUCAUUCAGCGUAGAUCUCGAUUCCUUGAAUAGAUCUGAUGAUCCCUUUGUUAUUAAUAUUAAGAAAGUCCUCCGUACCAGUCAUCUGAGUCUACUAUUUGUCCUCCUAGUUACAUUUCCUUGGCUCAUGUCCUUCUUGGCCAAAUUCAGAAUAUAUGUGUUCCCCAGAGAACCUUUUGAUUUCUUCCCUCAAGCUAUAAGUCGUAUCAAGGAAAAGAGGAAGAAGGGUGAAUGCAUGGAUCGUGUGGAUUUCCUCCAGCUGAUGGUCGAAUCUCAAAUAUCUGAUCAAAGGAUAGAGUCAAUUGAGAUGGACCAGUCCUAUAAAGCCCUGACAGACCAAGAAAUUCUAGAUCAAGCUGUAGUCUUCAUUUUUGCUGGAUAUGAGACGACUAGUAGCACACUUUCUUACAUGGCUUAUAAUCUCGCCAUCCACCCUGAUGUACAGCGAAAACUACAGCAAGAGAUUGACGAGACCUUCCCCAACAAGGCACCUUUAACAUAUGAUGCAGUAAUGCAGAUGGAGUAUCUUGAUAUGGCGCUAAGCGAGUCUCAGAGGCUCUUUCCUGUUGCUGGACGUGUGGAGCGUGUAUGCAAGAAAACUGUUGAAAUAAAUGGAGUAACCAUUGUAAAGGAUAUGGUUGUUAUGGUACCCCUUUAUGCUCUCCAUCGGGAUCCAGAACACUGGCCCGAACCAGAAGAAUUCCGACCUGAGAGAUUUAGUAAAGAGAACAAAGAAUCCAGAGAUCCGUAUGCUUAUAUGCCAUUUGGAGCUGGACCACGAAACUGCAUUGGAAUGAGAUUUGCUCUCCUCACUAUGAAGUUAGCACUUGUGACACUAUUACAGGACUUCUCCUUGGUUCCUUGCCAUGAAACUCAGAUCCCCCUGGAACUGGAUGUCAAGGGUGGGCUCACCCCAAAGAAGCCUAUAAUUCUGCAAGUUGUGCCUCGGACUCGCACAGACUCAGAAGAGUAAUGGCAAGGGACCUUCCAAGAAUUGUUAACCUAUGAACAGUCAUUCUGCAUGCCUACACAGUUCUUUUAAUGGUUUAGUGCCUUCAGUCGUCUCCCAUUUAAUGUAUAUUGACCACAUUGUUUGUAUCCGCUCAUUUAAUUAGAACAGACAUCAUUAUAUGAAUGUUUUCUGAUAUAAAUGUUACAUUUUUACAGCUUUCUAAAGCUGCAUCUCAUACUGCCCCUCACAAUAAAAAGCAGAAUCAGAGCAAGUUAUGUAGAUUCUUUCAACAUGUCAGCUCUGAUAUCCACUCUGUACAAAACAUAUGUAUAUAUUGUGUUUUGUCAAUCACUCUUUAUAUAAUGCCACAUAUGUAUUGUCUUUAUACUGUUGGGCCAUUUCUGGUAUUUGCUGUGAAUAUAACACAUGUAUAUAUUGCAUUUUUUUUCAUUUAUCUAUUGUGUUUACCCCUGGGUUGAUACUAAAUUAGGUCCAGUGGGAUCAGUUCCCUACCCACAGUUAACAAAUUUAAAAUAGAAUAAAGAAAAUAUUGUAGCAUUUUAUUCAGAUAGAUAAAGGGGAAUAAUAAUCUGUUUAGGCAGAAGUUCAUGGGCCUUAUCUGCUACAAAUUAGAUUUGUCAUUUUGAUUGGCUAUGUACUAUUUAACAGUAAUAUUAGAUUUUGAAAAGAUGGUCCUACACUUGUAAAAGUGUGUCUCUGUGUGGGGUGCUCCCCCUCACCCUAUGGUUCCAGCACCCUUAAUAGUAUUUUAACCUUGGUAUGUCAUUCCCCCUGUACCCCAAAUGUCUGCUCCUUACAUACAAUAACUCCAAGAUUUCUGUACCUUGGAGGAGUGGGAGUAACUUUGAUGUACCACAGCUUUGGACUUAAUAUAUCUACUUUUUACAGUGUCAUGCUAUUGAGGAUAUCACAAACAAGCCCUCCUGAAUAUCCCUGGGAUUGGAUUCAGAAGAUCUACCCAGCACACCAGUGUUAGUCUAUAUUGAACUGCCCUCUCUGCUUAAAAAUAUUUACCGAUUCAGAUGAGGGAGGGCUCUAAUGGAGUCUUUGUGAAUAACUGUUGUUGAGCUACAUUAAGAUGCAGGGCGACUUGGCACAGUUGCCCCUCACUGAAUGGGCCAUCAUCCUGCAACCUGACAUUGCAGUGAAGGUUGGGGUUAUGGCUAGCAGUACAGGUCAGUGUGCAACUGGGUAAGAAGUCAUAUUCUAACAAUAUGAACUGCAGCAGUUACUACAUAAACAGGCGUAGUGGAUUCUCAGUACAGUCCAUCCAUUAAAGUUGUGCCGUCUGCUAUAAAUCGCAUUGUGCAGUGAUGAGCCAGAGGACCUUUGAGCUGCUGCUUCUGCUUUCUAGCCAGAGCAGACACUAAGCAGUAUGCACUUAACCGCAUUUAUCCAUUUAAUCUCUGCCAGGCAACUUUAUUGCAUUUAACUGUAAGGUUCCUUUCAUCUAACUGCAUGUUUCUCUGAACCCCCUAUUGUAUUCCGACAGUUUUUUUUCCUUUCUUUUUCCCCCUACAUUAAGCUGUUAAGUAUGUUAACAUUCUUUAACCAGAAGAGCAGUGAAACUUAUAUUUUUUAAAGGCAGACAAUGUAGUGAGUAUGUAAACACUUUGUUAUAAAAAUAAGAUGACAAAAAACAAUAAUAAAAGUGCUUUCACUGUGUAAACAAAUAAA
Protopterus annectens (West African lungfish) is the source of this 3286-nucleotide messenger RNA. Its product is annotated as cytochrome P450 3A30-like. The transcript is spliced from 13 exons. Bases 89 to 1609 code for a protein of 506 amino acids. NCBI's taxonomy places the organism in Eukaryota, Metazoa, Chordata, Ceratodontiformes, Protopteridae. The record is from RefSeq and is a predicted model, not a curated record. Gene Ontology annotation, molecular function: oxidoreductase activity, acting on paired donors, with incorporation or reduction of molecular oxygen; heme binding; iron ion binding.